UGGGGUAUCUAGUGAGGGAAGCAGAAACUUGCAACUGCCUGCCUUGGGGCUUUUAGGAUAGAGAAUGGAGGGGGAUCCUGGGAAGGACUGUUAGGCGUGCUGGCCCUCUUCCCUUCUCCUUCCUCCCUUCCCAAUAUGGUCCCCUGAGCAGGGGGCCUGCAGUAGUAGUCCAGGGAUCACUGUAUGGGCACAGGGUCACAGAAAAUGGGGAGACCAGCAGGGAAAGAGACCCCAAAAGAUAGAUCCCCAGGUACCCAAAGAUGCAGCCACUACAUACUGGGACCAGAUAAGCCUUCCUUGAAAACCUGGAGGCAGGUGUAGGACAAAUAAACAGAAAUACUCUGCACAUGGCAGAUGGGAGGCCAAUAUCCAGGGAGCUGGUUACCCUGUAAGUUUACACUACAAAUUAGGUAGCGUGGGGUCCAAAAACAUCUAGGAACAGAAAGGAGACCCUUAGGUAAUAGCAGUCCCAAAUUUAAUUUCCACUGUGUCUGAAGAACUUUUAAGAAAACACCCGACUUUAUUGAGAUAUAACAUAUGCUAUAUAUAUAACAUAUAGUUAUAUAACAUAUAGUAUAUAAUAUACCAUAAAACUUACCCAUUUAAAAUAUACAGAUUGGUGGUUUUUAAUAUAUUUAUGAGUUGUGCAACCCUCAUCACAAUCUAAGUUUGGAACAUUUUAAUUAUCCCCAGAAAACCCUGUGCCUAUUGGCAGCCACUCCUCAUCCCCUACUGCCCAGCCCUAGGUAAUCACUAACCUACUUUCUAUUUCUAUACAUCUGAAGGACUCUGGAUGCUGUGAAGGUUACAUAUUUAGUCAACAAGCAUUUACUUUUUCUGUGUUAUGAAUGGGAAAAUGGGAGGAGGAGUGACUUGAGCUUUGCCCUCACAUUAUUUAUACUUGGCAGUGAUAGGGCCUGGUAGUUAAACAGUCCACUUGACAGUUAUGUCAGCUUAGCCAUGCUACAUAUACUCUGUGAGCCUCAGUGUCCUCAUCUUUAAGACAGAAUAACAGUUAUUUUAUAAGUUUGCUGUCAGGAUGAAAUGACAAAAGAAUCUAGUACACAGCAUGGCCCACAGUAAGGGAUCAUAAAUGUUUGCCAUUAUAGUUCUUUUUUUUAAAGUUUAUUUUGAGAGAACAUGCUCAGGAGGGGCAGAGAGAAAGGGAGAGAGAAUCUCAAGCAGGCUCUAUGCUGCCAGCACAGAGCCCAAUGCAAAGCCCCAUCUCACAAACCAUGAGAUCAUGACCUGGGCUGAAAUCAGCCAAUAGCCACCCAGGUACCCCAAGAAGUAUUUUGAGCCACCUGGGCACUCCAUGCCACUACAGGUCUUAUAUCGCAAGGCAAGGAGCAAGGAAAGUGCUGUGGGGCCCUGAGGAGAUUUGGGAAGGCUUUGGGAGGAGCUAGUGUGGGUGAGUGUGUAGGGAUUCAGACAGUAUAGGCAAAGCUGGGUGGGUGCAUUCCAGGUAGAACAGCAUAAACAAAGGACGCCCGGAGCACACAUGGCAAAAAGCUAGGAGCAGUGGGUGUUGUACUCUGGAGAGACCAGCCAGGGACACAAAGGCUUGAGGGGUGACACUGCUGAAUUUCAGAGGUGGCAGAAAGUUGGUCUGGGAGAAUUGUGAUCUGGAGUGUGGUGUGGGCAGUAAUGUGCUUUUUGGGAGCUCAAACGCAAUUGGUGUCAGAUGGAAUGAAUGAAACCCCAGGUAGAGGAUGGACUGGUAGAAAAGAAGGCUGGGGAUGGGAGGCCUGUAUCUGUUCAAGCAGCCUGGGGACAUGAAGACGCUGGAGAGGGCAGGCAGCCAUUCUCAGACUUUAGAAUCACAAUCACUGAGAAUCUGUCAAACAUGCAGAUUCCUGGGCCUGCCCUAAGGUUCUGACUCAGCAAGGCUAUGCAGACCCAGAAAUCUGUAAUCUUUUUUUUUUAAGUUUAUUUAUUUUGAGAGCAUGCGUGCAGAAGCGGGGGAGGGACAGAGAGAGAGGGAGACAGAUUCCCAAGCAGGAUCUGCACCAUCAGCACAGAGCCCAAUGCAGGGCUUGAACCUACAAACUGUGAGGUCAUGACCUGAGCUGAAAUUAAGAGUCAGAUGCUCAACUGACUGAGCCACCCAGGUACCCGUCAGAAAUCUGUAAUCUUAAUCAGCUCCCUUCAAGGGAGACAACAGAGACCACAUCCUUUGAGAAUUUCUAGAUUAGAAACGUAGUAGAAGUCAAAUUCACACAAUCACACUACCAAAGGUGUAGGUGAGAGGGUACAGGCGGCUCCUGGCUUGGUUCUGGGUAACUAAGGAUGGUGGGACAGCCAGGAAGACAGAGUUAGUCAGAGAUAGAGGGGGAGGAAGCAGGUGAACACAGCCAGGGAGAGGCAGGCACCUGGGAUGUAGGAGAGUGAGCAAGUCAGGGGCUUGUCUGCGGUUCACCACCUAACUGGGCAAGAUGGCAGACAUGGCCUUCAGGGCACCCUGAGCUGCAUCCAGACCUUGAAGGAAGAAGGAUUUUGACCAGGGGAGAUGGGCAUGGGCUUUCCAGAUAGAGGAAACAGACAAGAUUUGUGAUCAGAUGAGUUUUUCAGGCCAGUAUGGAGUUUGGAGUUUAUUUUGGCCCAAAGUGAGAGAGAUCUGGAAGGUUUGGGGAUAUUGUCACCCUUGCUAUCUAGGGCAGUACUUAAGAGAGUGUGCAAGUUUUGGGAUGGAGUGAGUGCAAUGACUUUGGGUCUCUUAUCACUAGGCCCAUAGCCCCUCUCCUGUUUUUGAUUGAUUCAUGUUGGCAAAGAAUGGGAGGCUGAGGGAAGGCUAGGGAAGGGGCAAGAGAGGGAGGUCCAACCCUAUUUUAUGAUCUCAGUGGAAAAAGCUGUUGUGAGUAGUUUUUGUUGCCAGCAGAGCCACAGAGAUGGGCCCCAUGAGUCACUGCUCAGUCCUGCAAACUCAGCCCAUACAGCCUCCUGUGGUCAGCAGCCUGGGCUUGUUCCAGGUCCAGCCCCCAGUGUUCCCCUCUGGGCCUCAGUAUGUCCCCAUUUCUAUCUAUAUCUUUGCCAUCCUAGGACUGUGCAUCCUGCAGCUGUCUGCCUUUUCUGUUUCCUUUUCAGACUGAGCCUCUGAAUCUAUUUGUGACUCUGGUUUACAUCUGGCUCAAGGAUAGGGAGCCUCAUGGGGACAGGAGUAACGUGACCACUCUCAGGCGCCCCUAAGCAUUUGUUCUAUGCCAGGCCAUAUGUUAAGUGCUGGAAGUACAGAAGUGACAACACUGUUUUCAUGUAGCUACAAUGCACAUUGUAUUGUGGAGUGAAUAAACUAAGGCCUGACCCUGACCCUCAAUCUGUCUGCCUGUGCCCAGCAGUGCUGGGGUCAGCUAUGGCCUGUGGCUUGGGGACUCUUACCUGCUUCUGGUAUUGAAGGGGUAUGUGUGCCUGCCAGCAGGUCUCCCCAGCUCUUAGGGCUCUUAGGAGGCCUGGCUGGUGGCUGGAGGUGGGCAGACAGUGGGCAACAGAAGGAGAGGGAGGGAGCAGGAGGCAAUGACUCAAUGGGGCGGCCCUGGGACAGUUGGGGAGGGAGCCAAGGUUGGUCCUGAUGCUCACUAAAGCUCUAGGAGGGUGGGACCAGAGGACCGGCUGGGAGCUGGGGAUGGAGCAGGACAAUUCCAAAGCUCCUCUGGCAGCCAGAUCAGCUCAUGAAGAAGGCUCCUAGGAACGUGGUCUGAGAAUCUGGACUUUGGGGGCUGAUGUGGCAGCUAGGAUGGGGCGGGCAGGAUGCUGUUCCCACCGUGCCUGCUUCUGACACUCUGGUUUGCUCCUCCGGCAACUUCCAGGCUCAUGCUUUAGAGCCAAGGAAGUCAUUGUACCCACUGCCCCCUCCCCUCCCAGGAACCAAGUGAUGUUGUGGGCACAGUGUGUUCUUCUGGCCACACAGCCUACCUUCUUACAAUCUUCCCACAAAUUUUGGGGAGUGUCAGGCCAGGCACACAUGCCCUAAAGGGACCUCAUACCUCUGAGCUGGGAGGGAUCUCACAGGUCAAGUCUCCAGGUAACUUUCACCAGUUCAGGAUCCCCUGACUGAGGGUGAAAUGAUGGGGAGGGCAUGAAUAUAGCCCAAAUGCUGGCAGCGAGUGGACAUUGACAUAUGGGAGGGUCUUUCCGAGUCCUGUGGCAACCCCAGGGGGAAAAAAAGGAAUGACUUUCUUUUUUUACAGGCAAGUAAGGCUUAAAGAGAACUGAGUUGCUGGAGCUCACCCAAAAGGCCUGAACUUCAGGCGCAUUUGCGCUAUACCUCUACCCGGGCACCAAGACUGGCCCCUCCUGUGGCCUAGUGCCUUCUAUCUGGGUCACCCACCGAGCCCUACCAGAACAUCUUCAAUCCAUUUCCUGGACGAGCAGAAGCCUCACAGUGAGGGCCCAGCCCCUCUCCCAAUUGUCCUGAGCAGGCCUACUCUUAAGGAGAGGGUGAUGGAAGGGCCCUUGGAAGUUGGGGAUACGUCCCCAGACUCCCAGGGACACGUCACUGACUCGAGGUUUGCUGUGUGCAGUUUCAGGGAUGCCUGGGAUGAGGAGGAACCUGUUCCCCACGUGCAGGUUAAGGACCCUAAUCCUCCAAGAUCACCAGCAGGGACAGCCCAGGGAGAAGGGCUUCUUGGCAGCUCCGUGCCUGGGGAUCUUCAGUCACCCCUAGGACCGAUGGCUGCAGAUGGGCCGGGGGAAGGGCAGGGGGACACAUUAGGAGGUUCCUCAGUUCAGUUAGAGGAACCCACCCUAUCUAGAGUGGAGAGCCUCCCAUGUCCAGUGUCCUCCCACCUCAGUCUCGCACAGGGCAAGAGUGAUAGUCGAGGGGGAGACUUGGCAAGAGACCAAGUUCCAGACAGGUUAGUGCCAGCUGGCUUGGGUCCUGAGGGGUUGGACAGCGAUCCUGUGGACCUUGGAGGCCCUUUAUCUGAGACAUCUUCAGAACUACUGGAGCCAGACCCCAGUGGAUCUUACCUCCCUAAGCCUGCUAAUUACCUCCUGGCCCAAGACCUCUCCUGGGAGCUGCUGGCCAGUGGCAUGGCUACCUUACCAGGGACUCGGGAUGUAGAAGGCCGGGCAGUGCUGCUUCUGUGUGCCCAUAGCCCAGCCUGGCUCUACCCCAAGUGCAAUAGCCAUGAACUUAUCCGCCUCCUGCUCUACCUGCGAAGCAUUCCCAGGCCUGAAGUACAGGCCCUGGGAUUGACCGUGCUGGUGGAUGCCCGAGUUUGUUCCCCAAGUUCUUCUCUCUUCUGGGGGCUCAGCCAACUACAAGAAGCAGCCCCAGGGUCAGUAUACCAGGUGCUGCUGGUGGGAAAGAUGCCAGAGGAGGUUCCUCCCAGGCUGCAGCUGCAGCAGCUGCCCUCUCAUCAGAGCCUGCUGACCUACAUCUCCACUUCUCGGUUGCCAGCUUCAAUGGGAGGAGGCCUGCCUUACUGCCACCAGACCUGGCUGGACUUCCGGAUGCGUCUGGAAGCCCUACUGCAAAGCUUCCAGGUGGUUUGUGCCUUGCUCCAGGAGGCCAUUGAGAGCAUGAAGGCUGUGCCCCAGCCCAUGGAGUCUGGGGAAGUUGGUCGGCUGCUCCAGCAGACACAAGUCCUGAUGCAGCACGUGCUAGACUCACCCUGGCUAGCAUGGCUACAGUUCCAGGGGGGGUUGGAGCUGGCAUGGUUGAAGCAAGAGGUCCCAGAGGUGACCCUGAGCCCAGACUACAGGCCAGCAGUGGAUGAAGUUGAUGAGCUCUAUGGCCGUGUAGAUGGACUGCUACACCAACUGACCCUGCAGAGCAACCGGCGAGUACAGGCACUAGAGUUGGUCCAGACUCUGGAGGCCCAGGAGGGCAGGCUGCACCAGAUUGAAGUAUGGCUACAGCAGGUGGGCUGGCCAGCACUUGAGGAGCUAAGGGAGCCCUCACUGGACAUGCUGCUCCAGGCCCAAGGCCCUUUUCAGGAGCUGGACCAGGUUGCUCAGGAGCAGGUCCGGCGAGGGGAGAGGUUUCUGCAGCCACUGGCUGGCUGGGAGGCUGCUGAGCUGGGCGCUGCUGGGGCCCACUUUCUGGCCCUGCAAGCCCAGCUGACUGACUUCUCCAGGGCUUUGGCCCAGCGGCGGCAGCGGCUGGCAGAUGCUCAGAGGCUGUUGCAUUUUUUCAAGCAGGCCUCGACAUGGGCUGAGGAGGGGCAGAGGGUGUUGGCAGAGCUGGAGCAGGAACGCCCAGGGGUCGUGCUGCAACGGCUGCAGCUGCAUUGGACCAAGCACCCUGACUUGCCUCCUGCCCACUUCCAAAAGAUGUGGGCUCUGGCCACAAGGUUGGGCUCCGAGGGCAUUCGCCAGGAGUGCCGCUGGGCCUGGGCACGAUGCCAGGACACCUGGCUGGCCCUGGACCAGAAGCUAGAGGCUGCACUGAAGCCACCACUGAUGACGACCACAACGGGCAGCACAGCUAGCCUGUGUGUCAGCCGUUUCCCUGCUGCAUCUGCCACCCCUCCCCUGAGGAAGGCAUAUAGCCUCGAUCAGAAUCUGGGGCAGAGUCUCAGAGAGCCUGCCCACCACUGCCACCAUGCGGCUAUUGUGGCUGCUUCCCAUGGACCAGACGCUGAAGGUGGUGCCCAGCCAGGGUCAUCCCCUACCAUGCUUCCACCAGGCAGUUCUGACCCCAGGAACCCCAACAGGCUCCAGCUGGUAUUAGCAGAGAUGGUGGCUACGGAGCGGGAGUAUGUCCGAGCUCUUGAUUACACCGUGGAGAACUACUUCCCUGAGCUGGAUCGCCCCGAUGUGCCCCAGGGCCUCCGUGGCCAGCGUGCCCACCUCUUUGGCAACCUGGAGAAGCUGCGGGACUUCCAUUGUCAUUUCUUCCUGCGUGAGCUGGAGGCCUGUACCCAGCACCCUCCCCGGGUAGCCUAUGCGUUCCUGCGCCAUAGGUUGCAGUUUGGGAUGUACGCACUCUACAGCAAGAAUAAACCUCGCUCUGAUGCCCUGAUGACCAGCUUCGGUCAUUCCUUCUUCAAGGACAAGCAGCAAGCACUGGGGGACCACCUGGACUUGGCUUCCUACCUGCUGAAGCCCAUCCAGCGUAUGAGCAAGUAUGCAUUGCUGCUGCAGGAACUGGCAAGGGCCUGCGGGGGUGCUGUGCAGGAGCUGAGUGCCCUGCGGGCUGCCCAGAGCCUUGUGCGUUUCCAGUUGCGACAUGGCAAUGACCUGCUAGCUAUGGACGCCAUCCAGGGCUGUGAUGUUAACCUGAAGGAACAGGGUCAGCUGGUGCGACAGGAUGAGUUCAUGGUACGUGCUGGGCGCCGUAAAUCCUUGCGCCGUGUUUUCCUCUUUGAGGAGCUACUGCUCUUCAGCAAGCCUCGCCGAGGACCCACGGGCAUCGACACAUACGCCUACAAGCGUUCCUUCAAGACGGCAGACUUGGGCCUCACUGAGUGCUGUGGGGAUAACAACCUGCGGUUUGAGAUCUGGUUCCGCCGUUGCAAGGCCAGGGACACCUUUGUGCUGCAGGCUGCCAGCUUGGCCACCAAGCAGGCUUGGACAGCUGACAUUUCUCGUCUGCUCUGGAGGCAGGCCAUCUACAACAAGGAGGUUCGCAUGGCUGAGAUGGUGUCCAUGGGUGUGGGGAACAAGGCCUUGCAGGACAUCGACCCCAGCGAGGAAGCUAUCAACGACCGCACUGUCAACUACAUCCUGAAGUGCCGAGAAGUUCGCUCUCGGGCCUCUGUUGCUGUGGCCCCGUUUGACUAUGAGAGCCCCUAUCUGGGGGCCUUGAACUCCCUUCCUGGAGACCCUGCCUCUUGCUCUAUGCUGGGGUCCCUCAACCUGCAUCUGUACAGAGACCCGGCUCUUCUGGGACUCCGCUGGCCCCUGUAUUCUACCAGCUUCCCAGAAGAAGCAGCACUGGAGGCUGAAGCGGAGCUGGGCAGCCAGCUGUCUUUGACUCCUGAAGACUCAGAGGUGUCAUCCCAGUGCCAAUCAGCCAGUGGAUCCAGUGGCUCUGACAGCAGCUAUAUGUCAGGGCGGGCCCUGGGCAGAGCUCUUGAGGACUUGUCCUAUGGAGGCAGAUCCACAUGAUUCUUCAAAUACUUCUGCUCACACAACUUGGAACUUGGGAACUGGACCAGCUCAUUGGCCUCUAAGUUGCUACAUCCCAUUCUGAAGUUGCUUCCCAGACAGAUGUUGUUUCAAUGGGAAGUGAGGACAGGAAAGGACUUAAAGGGCUUUAUAAACUGUUUGUAUAAUAGGCUUGUGUUCUUUAAAAUGGUUCAAAAAUUGCCUUGAUCUCUUUGAUUUUCUGCAAUGAACAAAUGAUUCCCUUCUUUUCCUCACAAAAUGGUGCCUUGGCAUAAAGUCAUCAGUAAUCCUGACAUGUGAGGCCAUUUAAGUAAUUUUGAAGCCACUUGUAAGCAAUUCUAGCACUCCACUCCAGGGGUAGUUGAAAAAACUUUUGUUUCAGGUGGGUAGAUUUAAACAAAUAAAAAGAAGGGGUGCCUGGGUGGUUCAGUCGAUUAAGCAUCUGAUUCAGUUCAGGUCAUGAUCUCAUGGUUUCAUGGAAUCGAGCCCCACAUCUCCCUUGAGACUCUCCCUCUUGAGACUCUCCCUCUUUCUCUGCCCCAGCCCUGCUUGCUCUCUCUCUCUCUCUCUCUCUCUCUCUCUCAAAAUAAAUAAAUAAACUUUAAAAAAUAAAAGAAAAAUAAAUGAAAAGAAUACUACCAUCAACUUGCAUUGGAGUAUGUGAAGGGUUUUGAUUUCCA
Messenger RNA from Acinonyx jubatus (cheetah), 8732 nucleotides. RefSeq names its product pleckstrin homology and RhoGEF domain containing G4 (gene PLEKHG4). The record is from RefSeq and is a predicted model, not a curated record. NCBI's taxonomy places the organism in Eukaryota, Metazoa, Chordata, Mammalia, Carnivora, Felidae. Gene Ontology annotation, molecular function: guanyl-nucleotide exchange factor activity. The transcript is spliced from 22 exons. The coding region runs from base 4438 to 8052 and encodes 1204 amino acids.